AUGGUGAGUCACCGCCAAACCCCAGUGUAUUCAGACUUCACGGGGCUGACUCUCUCCAUGUACAGCAGUAAGUCGGACUUCUGCGCCAGACGCUUCGGAAAUGAUGGUUUUGGAACCCAGACCUGCCGGAGCCCACAUCACAACCCCAGUCACUGUCCGAGUCCGAAGCGGCUCACCACGCCAGAGGAGCGCUAUGGCUCUCAAGAGAAAGGCCAUCUGACAGCCAAAGCUACCCGCGCGUGUUUCUCUCUCUCCUCGGAACAAGUCAACGGUGGUUGCAGCGGUGCCUACUGCCCAGAGAAGGAGAGUGGGUCAGAUCUGCAGGGCAGUGAGGGCAGACUGAUGCGCUGUGGACAGAGUGGGAAGAGUGUGGCCGUGCCACCGGGGUGCCAGCCAGGUCCAGGGGGUCACUACGACAGUGUCCACUGUGACCGGCCCACACCCACACACGCCCUCCAUCUGCAGGACCGCCAGCAGCAGCAUGCCGAUGCCAGGUCCUCUGCUUUCCAGAGAUCCCUGGCCUCGCCCGGCCCAGGCUGCGGCACCUCCAACGCAGCCAGGGCAUUUCCUCUCCCCUACCCCAUCAAACAGGAGGCUUCCAUGGGCUACAAGAUCUCCCUGGGACUGGGGGUCCCCACCACCAGCCAGGGUGGCUUCCAGAGUGGCACGGGAGGCAUUGGGGUCCGGCGGGAGGAGAUGGAGGGUCCUCUCAGUGGUGGAAGCAGCGGCGGUAACUUAGGCAGUGCUCUGUCGGUGGAUGCGGCGUACUCUUUUAAUAAUGAAGAUGACUCCUCCCCACUGUCUUUGUCCCAGGGUGGCUCCCGUCAUUCAGCGCGGCUGCUCACCAAUAGCAGCCUGAAGAGACGCUGCCUGUCGCUGGCCUCCCAGUCCGCCGCUGCCAGCAGCAACGCUAAUGCCUUAGCGAACGCCGUCGUCACUGCCACUGAGGGGAUCGAUAUCACCGCCAUCAUCUGCUCCUCCCAGAUGUCCGUGGUGGCCUGCGUCAACGGGCUCCGGACGAACCCCUCACCCCAGCCCAGCGGCGGCUUCUCCUUCCGGGCUGCCCCCCGCAAGCCCCUGCCCCCCCAGCAGUGCAGCAGCCCCCAGCAGACCACCUUGCGAGAGAGCUGUCAGCUACCCUCACCUGCCGCCUGCCUGCUGUCCCUCUCCUCGUCGUCCUCCUCCUCCUCUGUGUCAUCUCUGGAGCCGGAGCAGCAGACCCAGGGCCUGUGUGAGGGGCCUGGCUCCAUGCAGCCGGGGCCUGGGGGUGGAGGUGGAGCAGGAGGAGGCUCUGAGGGGCUUGGGCUGCUGAUGAGCGGAACCCUGAUGACAGGAGGGCUGCUUGGGGACGUGUCUCUGCUGGAGGGGGGCUGUCAGAGAGCCGGCUGUGGAGCUCUGAAACAGGAGCCCCUGGACGACUUCUCCCCCAGCGAGGAGGAGCUCUUUCAGCACCACUACCACCAUCACCACCACCUGACUGGCCGUGCUGCGGCCAGCCACCUCCGCCCUCACCCCCACCCCCACCACCCAGCCCCCCCACUGCCCUCCAUGCCCCCGCCCUACCACCUGCACCAGUACGGGGGCCCCAGCCCGGGGGGCCUGCUGCACCUCCAGAACCAGAACCAGACUGUAUCUUCCUCCAUCCUUCCAGGACCCAAGACCUCGGGCUCUGCUGAGGGUGAGGACGGUGGGCCGCUCAGCGACAAGCAGGUGUGCCGCUGGAUUGACUGCAGCGCGACGUACGAGCAGCAGGAGGAGCUGGUGAGGCACAUCGAGAAGGUGCACAUUGACCAGCGCAAAGGGGAGGACUUCACCUGCUUCUGGGCCAGCUGCAUUCGCCGCUACAAGCCCUUCAACGCCCGCUACAAACUCCUCAUCCACAUGAGAGUCCACUCGGGAGAGAAGCCUAACAAGUGUAUGUUUGAGGGCUGCAACAAGGCCUUUUCCCGCCUGGAGAACCUGAAGAUACAUCUACGGAGCCACACGGGGGAGAAGCCCUACCUGUGCCAGCACCCCGGCUGCCAGAAAGCUUUCAGCAACUCCAGCGACCGGGCCAAGCACCAGCGCACUCACCUAGACACGAAACCGUACGCAUGUCAGAUCCCUGGCUGCACCAAACGCUACACAGACCCCAGCUCUCUACGCAAACACGUCAAGAUCCACUCCGCCAAAGAGCAACAUGUGCAUAGAAAGCUGAGGCCGUUCCCCCACCUGGAGCAGGACGUCCUGAGUGAGUGUCUGUCGGUGCAGCACUUGCAGGGCUCCGCCCCCUCCCAGCACCCCCCCGGACUGGGACAAGACAUCUUCACAGGCCUGUACACUGGCUCCAGCACCCCCCAUCACGGUGUCUCGGUGGAGCUCCUCUCCCCAGGACCAGCCCCCACCACUGGCUCAGCCUCUGCCCCUGAUCUGCCCCCCAGGCAGUCCCGCCUGGAACGGGACCUGAGCAGCCCGCAUUCUCUGUCCCCUAUGUCCACCAUGGAGAGCACACGCGAUGGCGUGUCAGGUCCUCUCCUCUCCCCAGGGAUGAAGGGUACAGGCACUUCCCCUCCUCCUCUGGAGAAGCAACAGCAGCACCUCCACCCCCACCACAAGCCCUACUCUCACUACCACCAGCAGGCUGCCAGCGACGAUUACCAGGGCAGCUUUCAGAGCUGCUUCCAUUUUGGAGACUCGUACAGAAUGGAACAGUCUGUGAGUGGUGUUCAUGUACCAGUGGACUCACAUGGUUACACUUCCCACCAGAACAACGGCUUCCACAUGUCCAGUACCAGCAGUGGCUCUGCUGCGGGCUUCAGCUUGGCACAGGACCUCCAGGGAUCAGGGGAGUGCCAGUUCUCCUCCAGCCCAGAGGAGAACAUCUUCUUCCAGGUGAACAGCUUCGACCGCAGCCUGAGCCAGAUGUCCUCCGUCUACACAGAGACAUAG
This is a messenger RNA of Salvelinus namaycush (lake trout), 2928 nucleotides long. It is a transcript of the gene glis1b, whose product is annotated as zinc finger protein GLIS1. Gene Ontology annotation, cellular component: nucleus. The transcript is spliced from 11 exons. The record is from RefSeq and is a predicted model, not a curated record. Lineage: Eukaryota; Metazoa; Chordata; Actinopteri; Salmoniformes; Salmonidae. Gene Ontology annotation, biological process: regulation of transcription by RNA polymerase II. Bases 1 to 2928 code for a protein of 975 amino acids. Gene Ontology annotation, molecular function: DNA-binding transcription factor activity, RNA polymerase II-specific; RNA polymerase II cis-regulatory region sequence-specific DNA binding.